CCGGUUCUCUCCAUCUCUGCAAACGCCUGGGCGUGGUGCGGAAUUUCGUCUUUGCCGCAGACCUCAUCUCAAGCUCUUUCUGCGGAGGCUCCGCCGCUUGGCUUUGUUAGCUCCGCUUGCUUUCUUCUUUUCCUUCCUUCUUGAUUCUGUGUUGCCUCAGGCGUCUGCACGGAAGCCAAGAGAAGUCCUUCUUUUGCUUCUUGUCGCUGCCAAGUGGCGAGCACUCGAUUCCCUCUGCGGCCCUGCAAACGGGGCCUUUUUUUGUGCUCCAGACAUCCUGCAAGCAUGUGCCUGUAUUUUUCCUCUAGAAAAAGGAAAAAGUGGAGAGAAGAGUGGACGUUCAGAAGAUUCAAAAGCUCUCUUCUGGCGACGUGAUUCUGCAGACACCUCGCCAUUACUCUUCACGAGAAAGGAAUUGUUAUUAAAGAAGAGACAGGAACUCCAACGACGGUCACCCCCCAAGAUGCACAAACAGAAGCGGCCGCGCACAUCACCUUUCUCUCUUCUGUUUCUUGGUGCUCUCUGCUUCCUUCCUCUCUCCUUCCGCGUAACUCGUCAAUCUUGCUUCUUCUGAUUUCUUUCUCUCUUCUCCGCAGCUUCGUAAGCUGCUUUCUCUUGCGUCUUCUCUCGUUCAACGUCUUGCUUAAAGUAUUUUUAUGUCUCUCUCGAUUUUUCCUCGGUCUCUCGGCUCUCCUCUCGAGCCUCUCGCGUGCGAAGCUCCACGCGGCGCUCUUCCAGGAAGGGACGGGCGCUUCAGCUGAAGACUUCACGACGUCCGCCGAUCCUUUCUCGACCCUGUGAGAAGAGUCUCCCCAACGUCUUCGCAUUUCUGGAAGACGGAACGAGACCUGAGAAGCGAGAGCGGACCUGGCCAAGGCCUUCCGUGGAAGAUCAGGGGAGAGUCUGCUUGCCUGCUCGACGUCCUUGCUCGCUGUGGGCGGCGUCGCCGGAGACGGCUGAGAUGCGAACUCGCGUCGCGCAGUGGCGAACUUGUCUCCUCAAGAGUUAUUUUUUCUGCCAUGAAUCCGAAGCCGACGAGACAGUGAAGACGUUCCAUGCGCGGCGCGAUGGCAAACACACCGCGACAGACACUCUUGCCUCGAGUCGAGGAAGAAGAAACGUUCAGCAGCGGCUGCCUCUCCCCGCACUGGCAAAGAAACCUCUUGCAGGAGCUGCAAAGCGCCCAAAGUAUUUCUGCCGUCGUCAAUGUGCCAGGAAGCUUGCAACCGAGCAGUGUGUUCUCGUUUCUCACCGAGAACUCUCGGUUCGCCUCUCUGGAGGACCCGGUAGACUUUUCGCCUCGACGCGCGUCGGCAGGCGGGACUGCGAAGGAGAUUUCCUUCUCCGACUUUGACGGAUAUUUCGACAGUCUCAAAGAGGAACUGAGUCAGUUCGGAGCCAUUUGCGCAGCUGACAGAGAAGCUGCAACAGCAAGACAGGCGGGGGGAUCCCUUUCGUUGAGCGCUCGGCGACGCGAAAAUGCAGAGCUUUUAGCCGCCUCGACGCGCCGGAUGCAGAGGUCGCGCGUGCGGCUCGGCCCUACAGAGGCUCUGGGAGGUGAGAGAAGUUCUCCCCUGAGCUGUUCGAACGAGGGUGCAGAGAACGCAGAGUCGCCUCUCGAGGACGGUGAGACAGGGAGCCGUCUCCUCGCAGAGGCCGAAGACGCGCGGAGCGUCGAAGCGGGUGGAGUCGACGAGGAGGACCUUUUUCUCUGCGACGAAGAAGACGAGCUGGACGCAGCCGACGCCUGCAGUUCGGUCCCGGAGUGUUUUUUCUCGCCCAACUUCCAGCUUUCGGACUUCCUCGGCUACGACCUGCCUGAGGCCGUGAAGAUCCACGACGAGCUUUCCACAUGUCUAGAUGAAGUGGAGUGCAGCCUCGUGGCUCUGCUUUCGCGGCGCUUCUCCUUCUUCGUCCGUUCGCUCUGGAUGUUGACCAGCCUGCAGACCGAAAUCGACGGCGCUCUUCGCACGGUCGCCGCGCUCAGAGGGGAGUUCAAGAAGAUGCAGGCGGAGCGCGUCGAGCUGGGCCUCAAGGUGCUGCGAUUGACAAAAGAGCGGCAGGGGCUGUUGGUCUAUCUGCGUCGAAUGGAGUUCCUCAGCUACGUUCGGGACUGCAUGCAGUCUCUGGAAAUUCUUCAGCAGGCGAAGGAGUUCGCGACUUGUCUCAAACUGAUUGAGGCUACGCGCGCGGUGAUGACGGAAGAACUCGCGGCUCUCCACGUCGCGCGACCCAUUCGCCUUCAGCUCGAUGAGCUCCAACAUCGCAUCACUCGGUCACUCAUCGACGACUUCGCUGCUGCUUCCCUAACUGCUGUCUUCCCUCCCCACUAUGACGCUCAAUCUGCAACUCUCGUCUCUGCUCUUCUCAACGUAUUAAACUCUCCUUCAUUGUUUUCCGCAUCGUCUUCUCCACCUUCUUUGUCUCCUGCUUCUUCUUCGUCUUCUCCCUCUCUACCUUUGUCGUCGCCGCAUGCAGUUGGUGCAGCGCGCUUGCUGGAACCAUGGAUUCGGAAGGUCGCUUCGACGGACUCGCUGCUGCACUGGCGGAGUGCGAGCGAGAGACCCGACGCGCGCCAAGAGAGCAGAGGACUUGACGAACGCGAGGUGACUUCUGCUCUCGCCGUUCUCUACGGCGACUGGGCGCGAGGCUGGACGCUGGGAAUUGAAGAAGAAGACGCAAAUCCUUUCGACGACAGAGGCGUCUUCACUUGGGAGCAGCGACUGAUCUCGUGCGUGGACCUGGCGGCCGAGCGUAUGCAGGCGUUGAACCUGGUCUCUCGAUGCGAAGGGAACGCGUCGAUGAUGAUUGCUCGCGCGCGCCAGUCGUUUUCUUCUGCGACGAAGAGCGCCAUGCGGACGGUCGCAGCUCGCGCCGUCGUGAAGUAUUCGGGCGCCUCGGAUUCCCCGCAUCGGGUGCCUUCUCUCUCGGACCGGCUGUCAACCGAAGCAGAGGAACAGCAGGCCUCCGCAGGACCUCAGAAAACGCGCGCCGGUUCUUCGGGGCGCGAGCCUCUUGGGGACUCGGAUCCUCGUUCUCCUGCCCCUCUCAGCAUUCCAGGAGAGGAAGGCACAGAGGGAGGAGAAGGAAACGAACAUGAGGGAGAAGCAGUAAAGGAACCAGAAGCAGUAAAGGAACCAGAAGCAGUAAAGGAACCAGAUGGAGAAGAAAUAAAAGAAGCAGAAGAUGCGCAAGAGACAGCUGGCACCGCAGGUGGUUGCGAGCCUGUGUCUCGUUUUGCGUCUCGAGCGGAGACAGGCGCACUGGAUGAAAGUGAAGGAAGAGAGACUAGGGAAGCAGUCGCGUCUCGCGGCGGGGCGGAAGCGUCAGUGGAUGCCGUUCCAACGAGCUGCGCUGCAGCGGCCGGCGACGACGGAGAGGCUGCGAAGCAGUCGGGCGCUACGCACGGACCUGGCGGGAGCAGAAAGGAGGGAGAAACUCGAGAGGCGGCUGCAGCUGCCAGAGAGAAACAACAGGCGGAGCGCCCCACGGGGGAGGGGAGUGUGGUGGGCGAGCCAUCAGGCCGCCAAGGAGACGAAGAGACGCAGGAACGUCUCUGCGAGACCCAGCGAGACGCCACAAGGCCUACGAAGCCUCCGCUGCAGCCACAGCCGUCUGCGAGUUUCGCGACGCACGAAAGACCGCAGCCAAUCGCUGCGGUGUACCCUGCGUCCGAAGAGCCAGCAGCCCCCCGACAGCUCGCGGAGGCCAUCGCGACACUCGACUCCAGCGCCUUUUCGAGAGUUUGGCGAGACUGCCUGGGCUUCUGUCUCGCCGUCGCCCGCCGACUGGAAGCCUGGACCUUGCUCGUGCUUCUGAGAACCAUCGAACUGUCUCUCGCGGCCCGCCUGAGAAAGGAGGAGCGCAGCAAGGCCGAGAGAGAGACAGCCGAAGGGGGAGAGAGCAAGGAAGAAGGAGAGAAGAACGAAAAGGAAGAGAAGAAAGAAAAGGAAGAGAAGAGAGAAAAGGGAGAGGAAAAAGGGAAGGGAGAGACGAAAGAAAAGGGAGCGACGGGAGGUGCUAACAGUGGCAAGAGCGAUGAGGAGACCCGGCAGGGCGAAGCGAAACGGAGAACGCCGGAAAACGAGAAGGAUGGGUCGGAGGACGGGGCAGAGGCGCCUGCCGCAGAACGCGAAGAAGGAACGAAGAAGGAGAGAAAGGAAGAUCUUUUCGUCUUCACGGCUUCACAAGCAGAGAGCCUAGGGAAACGCGUCGACGGCCAAACUCGCCAGUGGCGAAUCAUCGCCGCCGACCUCGCUCGCCUCGCCGAGAUGGUGGUGCAAGCACUGGUGUCCAAGUGCAGCAGCAUGCUGCAGCUCCGGGCUGAGCCGCAGUGCAUGCAGCUGGAACAGCUAGCGCAGCUCUACUGGACGUCGCUUUCCGCGGUGGGGUGCCUGUACACCCUGCAAGAACGAUUUCACAAGCGCCUCACAGAAGUCCUGCUCCAGUCACUUCGAGUGACAGUUCGUUUUCUUCUCUCUGGCGAUCAGUCGUCGCUGCUGUCUCCGGGGGGCGCGGACCGAGGAGGGAAAGAGACAAAGAGAGCCGUGCAUCCGUCCAGCGCGAUCAGAGCCCUCGAGGAGGCACCCGAAAGCGAAGAAGAAGAUGCGAUAGGUUGUCGAAGUUUUCUCCGUGCGCAGGACGAGACGGAAGCACACUCGACUGCGCCGCUUCACCUGCAAGUCGACAACCUCUCCCUGCAGCUCGCUGCUCCUGCAGCAGCCUCUCUGAAAGCUCAGCUUUUUGUUCGAGGGAAAGCUCUGCUGGAGUCUUUCCACGAGGCGAAGCUGGCGCAAGUGAAUGUGAUUCUGGAGAACGAGACAUGGGAGCGAGCAGAGGUCCCUGUCUCCUUCGCCGCGACGCUCGAUGUGAUUCUCCAGUUCCCGUUCUUCUUUGCGCCUCCGCCGUGUUCGUCGCUCCGGUGCCCCAGCCGCCGGCAAAAGGGAGCUCGCGAGUCAGGCCAGGAGACAGGAGUCUCCCUCGUCCCCUGCGCCUCCGUCGUCGCGACCGGAGAACCGCCUCGCGCUCAGCUGACGUCUGCUGUCCGGGAGGUGCAGAGCGACGCGGGUGGCAGCCCAGAGGAGAUCGAGGUGUGUGCCUGUGCGUGCUGGUCCUGCUCGCUUGCGUCGCGGAGUCUGACGAUCAACGAUGAGACGUUUGCAGUCGUACCGGCCUGUCUGUUGACAAUCCAUAUAGUCUCGGAGUAUCUCUCUCUGCUGCGCCUCCUGCCGCUUCUUCUCCCCCUCGUCCUGCCCUCUGUCGCACACCUGCUGCAGCAUUUCUCCCGAGUCUCUCUGCAGCUCACAGUGGAAGGCGGAGCUGUGAAGCGAGGACGCCUCCCGCGCAUCACUGCGGCCGCUCUCGCCCUCUGCGCGAGGAGCUGCGCGUGUAUCCGAGAAGUGGUGACGCUCCUGCUGUGUCGCAUCGACAACCAGCAAAAGACCCUUGCGGAACAAGCCCCGAGAGGAGCAGCAGACUCCGACGCCGUGAUGCCCUCGCGUUUCGAAGAACUCUUGCGCGACCCCAGGCCGGAGUGGCUCGGCGGCGCAGAUCCGAUUGCGAGCUCGGAAGAGGCAAGUGCGGGCUGUACAGGUGAGAGGAUCGUCGGAACUGUGACAGAGCGAGAUCCGAACUUGACCUCUGAAGCUGCAAAGAACUCGAGCGAAAUGGGAAAGACCCGAGUCGCGGAACUGCGAGCAGAAGACCCAGGUGGAGACGCACAGAGCAGUCCUGUGGGGGAGGAGCCGGGAGAGAAGCCGCGUGGGCGAGAUGCAGAGAGAGAGCAAGCUCGCGACUCUGCUUCUCGCCGAAGACAGUUUUUGCUCGCGCCCGUUCCGCCGCUCCUCCGACCCUUGCCCAAGGCCGUCGCGACUCAAAUGGGCCUCAACCCCGUCGAUCCGCAUAGCCGAGCCUCGCAGGUGCUUCAGCAGACCUGCCAAGUCCUCGCGGGCGCGCAAGCGAAGGUCUAUCAGAAGAUCGGGGACAUUUUGAUUGAUCGCUACGAGGUGCACAGCGCGCGGUGGUUGUCGACGCCGCACUCACAAACUUCGAUGGUUUCCGAAGGUGCAUGCAGUUCGAGGCGGCGGAGUCAGGUGCAGGUAGACAAACGAGAAGAUCAAGAAGGAAAGUUAAACCUGUCGCACAACACACUGUCUAACGGCCGUCCCGAGGAAGUCCAGCAGAUUCCUGCGCCGCCGCCACACGACGCCCUUAAGGGUUUCGUCAAAGAUGCAUCUGCCCUCUACAAAGUCCUUCACCGUCUUCUUCCUGCAGAUGCCGUGAGCAAGGUUUUCGCGCGAACGUUUCACCAGAUUUCUUACCGUUUCGAGACACGGCUCUCUGCUGCAUCCUCUCACCAGCAGUUUGCCUCCACGUCUGCAACUCUCUCUCCAGCCCCCGGUCUCUUGUCGGGGUCUUUCGACGGCGGUGCCGCUCGCGAGAACCCCGCCGUCGCAGCUCCGGAAGGCAUGCAGCGGUGUUCGCAGGGCGCUGAAGAAGCAGACAAGUCGAGCUCGACUGCGCUUUCAAGCAAGAGCGUCAGUCCGCAAACGUAUUGCCUUCCGCCCAGUGCCGCCUCGGAGGCGCACGCUGCAGGCGGAGAUCCACAGGCAGGCGCCUCUGGAGAGACAAGUCUGAGUGGAGUCGGAGACGCCGCGGGCAACGAGUCGAGUUUUGGCAGCCAACUGGGAGCGUCCCGAAGGAACCUGCCAGGUGCCGACGCGAGUCUCAGCUCAGCAGGCAGUCGCAAAGAGGGAGGCGUGUCUGCAGGGGCGCUUGCUCCGGAGACUCAGGGGAACGCGGGAGGAGCACGGCUUCCAGGAGGAGGCCACGGGUCUCCAGCGCGAGGGCCGGAUGCGGUCCAAGUGCGGAUCAACUGGCACUUGAACGCAGAGAAGAACACGGCGCAUGCAGUCUACGGUGCAGCUCAGGGCGAGACGAUGGGCGACCGCUACUGGCUUGAUUGCCUUUAUCUGUACGAGAGUCUAUGUCGCUUCGAGGGCCUCAGGUCCCCCCUCUUGCACCUGGUGCGAGAUCUGUUGAGUGCCGGCUCCAAGUGCUGGACCGUCAGUCCGGGGGUCGCGGAACUCGUCGAGCAGCGGCUCCCGAAGGGCGACUGAAGGGUAAAAGUGCAGAGCGGACAAGGUGUUUCGUAAAGCGAAAGAUGUGUAGAGAACGUCUGCUGGAAUGCCAAGAACAGAUAGGGACAGCGGGGCCUUUUCUAGACGGUGUGUGGAACACACUGGUGCGAGUCACUCAGGCACGGCGUGAACAACCAACGGCCACCCUGCGACUUCAGCGCACGAAAAUAAAAGACGCGAACGGUCACCGUCCAUCCGGACGAAAGCGCCGUCGAGAUGCUAAAACGCCGAUUCGGGUGGCUUGUACAUGCGGGUGCAAAGCGCGGCAAAACUAAGGUCGAAGGCGUCGAACCAGCUGGCAGCGACAACCGCGAGCAGCUCCGCUGAGAGCACUUGUCUCUGAGAAAACGUAGACCGGCGGGGCCGGUGUGCGUUCGCCGAAACAGCUAGCUCGGAGGCGUCGACGGCAGCUUCUGCAGAAGUUUAGUGCUUCUUGUGUGUUUCUGGCCUAGACUGCAUUUCUCUCCCCGCUGGCACUGGGAUUGCGCAGUCCUUGCCUGAGAGCUGCUUCCUCUUCCUAGCUGGGUUGUUUUCCUUCGAAUCCCGAGGCCACUGGUUGAUUAAUCGGAGGAGUGCCUGUUCGUGGUACCAGUAGGCGUGCUCAGGAUAGACUUGCAGAUAUACUGAGUGUUCUCGAAGCCAUGCUAACACAAGAGCAUUUGCAUCCUAUUUCUGCGGAGUUCAGAUAGAGUACCUGGUUUCAGUAUUUCUUUAAAGUAUCCGAGUUUAUGCUUCACUUCGGCCGGAUCACGCAUCCUUUGAGCUGCGUCUUGAUCUACUCGAUUUUCCGCAUCCCGAAGCGGCCCGGAAAACAAAGCCGGUUUUGAUCUGUCUGCACAGCUGGCGCGUCCAGCGAACGGGUGUGGAAGCACGCCUCGAAAACGCGGAUCCACUGGUGCGCCUGAGGUCAUCGCUACCAGCACUCAUGUCUGCCUUCCGUUCACUCACAUAUACAGGAUUGAAUGGAGGGUUGAAUAUUUUCCAGGAGCGUUCCCACCCCCUCACUUGGACCUGACCCGCAAGAGUUCCGCGGACAAGAGGAGCUGGUUGUGUGUGCACAGCUUCGUGAAACCCUCGCGAGCCACUGCCUACGCUAGAUUAUCGUGGUCGUAUAUGGAGACACCAGUCUGUAAAGGAUUUUUCGAAGGGUACUAGUUUGUCUGUCCUCUGUUCUGCUUGUGAGCCCCCCACUGGCAAGGAUCGCGAAGUGGCAGCACAGCGACUGUUGGGCUCAACCUGUCAGCGAACGAUGUGUCAAGAUCGUAACCCCGUGGCAGCAACUACAAUAUACAGGGGCGGGAAGCAGUACGUGGACGGAGCUAAUGAGGCAAUAAAAAGGUGGACUGGCAGGAGCUGUGCGUUUCUUCACUGCCCCUCGACUCCACUUCCUGUCGUUAGCUCUCAAGCGAGUCCAACACGAAACACUGGAGCCGAAAGGGGAAAUAUCGGGUGUCGUUGACACGGCUUUCUGCCGACGAGGCUGGCUGAUUACCGCCAGCAUCGAGGACAGUCUUAA
Molecule: messenger RNA, 8655 nt
Organism: Toxoplasma gondii ME49
Lineage: Eukaryota; Apicomplexa; Conoidasida; Eucoccidiorida; Sarcocystidae
Product: Vps54 family protein
Exons: 14
Coding region: 1056-7118 (2020 amino acids)
Biological process (GO): Golgi to vacuole transport; retrograde transport, endosome to Golgi
Cellular component (GO): GARP complex
Molecular function (GO): syntaxin binding
Source: RefSeq, a predicted model, not a curated record